Molecule: messenger RNA, 2014 nt
Organism: Pocillopora meandrina
Lineage: Eukaryota; Metazoa; Cnidaria; Anthozoa; Scleractinia; Pocilloporidae
Source: the annotation of a GenBank genome assembly
AUGUCGAGCGUUGGAGGAUCUUCCCGUCUUCUCGUGGUUUGCUGUUGUGUGUCGUUUAUCAGUGUUUUGCUGUACUGUGUUGGUUUUGUGAUACUUGAGUUACAACUAGAAGCUUAUAGAGAAAGACUCGAGACCUUUGAGAUCAAAGAAAAAGGUCUUGAGGAAACACGAGCUCAGGAGAAUGCAACAAAGGGUGAGUACACUUCAUAGUGAGGAAAACUUCUUGCCAAAGUCUCGUGAACGAGGACAGUUCGACUUGUUUUUAAACUUUCAGUCCAGACUGAGGCCAGAACAAAAUUGGACUGAGAACUAAUAAAUGAACAAAAAGGAACAACUAAAUCUAAACAUGUUAAGCGCACAAAAGAACCACUGAAAUUAUCAUUGAGCAGUGUUGGUAUUCCACAGGCAGUGUCUCAUAAACUCGCGUAAGCCCUAUUUAAGAAGGGAGAAACGAUUUAAUGACGGUGAGAGGGUAAACAGUCCCAUUUUAGAACUUUUACCACAUUUUUAAAUUUAUAGUUACCCUCCGACAGCUUUGCGUCCGUCCGUAAGUCCGAAAAGUUGUGGGUGUGCGACAUAUUGUUUCCUUUUUUUUUAAUGUUUGAGAAGCUCUUAGUGAGUUUUCAGUGCAAUAAUAAGUUGUGUAAUCUCGUAAAUAGCUUUUAAUCUUUGGUUUCAUUUCAUAGCUUUAAACUUAAACCCCACGUAGACAGAGAACCUCCAAAGAGGCACCUUCAUCGUGCGGAAAAUGUACUAACUUUGAGCCCUCAGUACCUUUCUCUUUCAAAUACCAAACCAUUAAAAAACUUUACACAUGGAUUAAUUUCACAGAACUUCAGUCUCUCCGCUCUUCAGGAAAAGAGAGGAGCCCGAGAGCUGCUGAGACUCCUCCAAAAGGAGACAAUGACGUUUUAACUCCAGAAAUACAGCAACAAAUCAACAGAUCAAUUUACUCCGUAACGAAAAAGAUCUGUACCAGCAGAAGUCAGAUCUGUGUACAAGGACCCCCCGGAAAGGUUGGACCCCGAGGGCCUCAUGGUCCCCCUGGAUAUCCGGGGCUUCCCGGACCCCCUGGGAUUAAGGGACAGAAGGGUGAGCCCGGAAAGCCCACCUCACUGACUCCGACCUCCCUCCAGCCAUUCAGGGGACAGGCAGCGGAUGUUAUUUCUGCCCCUGGGAUUGUGGUGACACCAGCUGUCAGCACUAUUGCCUUGGGUCAGUCGGCUUCAUUCCAGUGUUUGGCGAAGAAAAACAUGGAUGUGACAGUUUCCUGGUUCAAGGAAGUUGGCUCCCUUCCAAGGGAAGAUACUCCAUCAUCAAAGGAUCUCUACACAUCAAGAACGCUACAGUGGGUGACAAUGGGAUGUAUGUUUGCACAAUUCGUACUGACCAGGGGACCGCUCAGGCUUCUGUUACACUCAACGUGAAAGGUAACCGAUAAACGUUGCUGUUACUAGGCCAGUUACAUAUAUGUUUGCUUCGCCGAUAAUGGCAAGUAGCAAUCUCAAUGGUUUAAUAAUUACCAUAACUAGUUCUAUUUUUGGAAAAUGCUUUCUUUACUUAAGGAAAAAAACAGCCUCUUAAUUUCAUCAUACACUGUAGAUCAAUACCUUGGUCAAUUUUGAGACAUCACUAUCUUAAACAGUUUUCAAGUUAAGAGAAAUUUGUCAGGUUUUGGCAUUGAUGAUUUCACAUGUUAAACACGGAGAUAACAUGUUUAAAAACUUUCAUCAAUAAGGGGCCUUUAUUACGGUGAUAUCAAUGUUAUGACAAAAGUCAAUUUAAAGAAAAUCUGUGGUAACGUACCAUCCUUUGGGACAAACAGUAUACCGUGUGACUGGAGUACAUUGUUAUACAUACUCUCUUGAAGUUAUAGUUGCACAGGUCAAAAUCAUUUUCUUCAUUAUUUUUUCCAACUAUAUCACCUUAGCUCGUCCACUCAUUUCUCUUCCUACCGGACCGAUCUACAGCGAGAGUGGAAAGGAAGUCAAACUCCCUCUAUGCCAGGUCAUAG